This is a messenger RNA of Corticium candelabrum, 1440 nucleotides long. RefSeq names its product zinc finger MYM-type protein 1-like. The transcript is spliced from 5 exons. The record is from RefSeq and is a predicted model, not a curated record. NCBI's taxonomy places the organism in Eukaryota, Metazoa, Porifera, Homoscleromorpha, Homosclerophorida, Plakinidae. The coding region runs from base 1 to 1440 and encodes 479 amino acids.
AUGGCUACUAGGAAAAUCGAGUCAAUUGAGGUUCCCCAUGUAAGAACAGACGAACAGGAUCUAGAGAGGAUUGAUUUGGCUUCACAAGAAUUUGUCACAUUUGCUACUAUGGUGACGUCUGACUCGACCAAUGGGGAUUCCGAGGCGGCAAGUAGUAGCAGUGUGGCCGAGACGGCAAAUCAAGCGGAGAAUGAUAAGUGUACUGAAGUAUGCAGUCCAGUGGAUCUGUCCUCGGGACCUCAUGAAGAACCCCGACAACCUAUAAUAAGUUUCUCAUCACGAAGUUUUGGCAAACGAGAGCGUCAUUUCAAAAGGGAGUUGUAUAUCAAAUACAAAUGGUUGGAGUAUUCAGUGAUGAAUAAUGCCUGCUACUGUUACUGUUGUCGUCACUUUGCUCCAAGCUUGACCACUGACAAAGCGUUUACUGUGACAGGAUUUUCUAAUUGGAAGAAGACAUGUGGUCACAAAGAGAAGUCCAACUCUCUGUUAAAACACAAACUUUCAUCUGCUCACAGAUCAUCGUUUGUUGCAUGGGAAGAGUCAGGGGCGUACGCAGAGGGGAUGUCAGAAAAGGAAAUAGAAGACAAUAGAUAUCUUUUGGAAACUGUCAUUGACAUACUCCUCCUUUGUGCAAAACAAGGGAUAGCCUUGAGAGGUCAUGACGAAACUGAAGAUUCACAAAAUCCAGGAAAUUUUCAAGCAAUACUGGAUCUUUUGUCAGAUCAUGACACACAUCUGCAACAGAAGAUUGGAAAAUUACCCAAGAAUGCACGUUAUUGCUCACCUGAAAUUCAGAAUGAGUUGUUAUCGGUAAUGGGAUCACUGGUGCGAAACAAGAUCUGUGAAGAAGGACUUUCAAUAACCAAAGGACUGUCAGAUCAACUGCAAGAUGACUCACUUGAUCUAGCAGCUGCAGCGGAACUUGGUGACUCUGUCCUGUCAUCUAUUCGUAGCAGCAGAAAUGACAAAGAGUGGGAGAGAACUUGGAAGGCUUCUGUUGAUUUGGCUGAGCGUUUGGAGAUUGCUGUUGUAGAUGUACGUCGCAAGGUGUUGGAUACAACAGAAAGAAGAGAUGUAGCCGGAGACGAUUCAACUGAAGAAAAUGAAGAAGCCACUACUAAACAUUAUUAUCAAGCACAUGUCUACAAUCCUGUUAUUGAUUCAUGGGUAGGCGAGUUACGACGACGAUUUUCAGAAGAAAAUAGAGAAAUCAUGAAUUGUAUCCAAGCUUGUUCUCCGCCUUCUGGGAAAAACUUCCUUAGUUCAGAGAAGCUUAUGCCACUUGCUACUAGGUAUGGUGUCAACGAAACAGCACUGAUGGAAGAGCAAUGCAAACAAGCUAUGCAUAUCCUCUCAGGCAAGCAACUAACAGUCAUUUCUGAUGUUCUUUUUUAUUUGAAUCGCAACAAGAAGGGUUCGCCAUUAUUGUCAAGCUGUUGA